CUGAAUAAAGAAAUGAAGAUGAUUGCCUUAUGAUGUAAUAUUGAAUAAAUUUUUACUAUGUUAAUUUAAUAAUAGAUUGCAGAUUUGUCUCUUGGUGAACUGGUGAGACCAAGUGAGCACCAGCAUCAUUGGUAAAGGCCACUGACUCCUGGCUAGCACCAUAAGUCAGCUAACAUUUUUCCUGUACAAUUGAUGUGUCAUAGGGAAAACACUAUUUCCUCUAGUCAAGUGGAUGCCAUGUUGCUCUUGACAAUGGCAAACUUAUCAGAUUAGUGAUUUAACAAAUGCAGGGUCAGAAAUUGUCUGAUUGAGUAAUGUCAUGAUGGGGGGGGAGGGGAAUUCAAUUAAGGAGGUCCCAUUGAUGAUAUAACUACAGAACGAAAAGAGCAAUGCGCAUCAAAUGCUGAAGCGCAAUUUUCUCUCCCUCCUGUAACCAUCCAUCCUGCUUCCCAUUACUUACCCCAUGGACAUGGAUAUCCUGUUCCACCAAUGUGCUUGUUACUCGCUUAACAUCUGUUCCCCUUUUUUACUGCUGAACAUGACAUAGAGGUUAGGGUUGAGAAAUAUUCAAAAAUCCAAAAUGUUAAAUUUUUGAAUCAAUACAUAAUGAUCAAUAGACAUGCUUGCAUUAAAUAUGUAAUCCAAAAUCCCAACCACCUCAUGCUAACAAUUCAAGGGGUCCUGCACAAGUUUUACUAUUUCAGGACGGUAAAUAUGUGUAAAAGAAACCGUGGUAUGUUAACUUGCUAAAUUUAACAAAAUAAAUAUACUAACUUCUAGGUAAAAAAGAGAUAAAAUUGUUGAUAUUAAAGUUUAAAAAGUCAUUAGGUUAAGAAAUGCAAAUGUGAGUAUGCAAAAAAACAGAACAUUUCUUAAACACCAAUUCUUGGUAUGUUAGCAACUAAAUAAGGCAUGUGCAACGUGGCAUAAUGAUAGAGGUGUUGCCAACGUGUGAAUACCAAUCCAAAGGUGCCAAUUGUCCAAAUAGAGUUUAAUUUCUCUAUAAAUAUUGUUAUCAUUUCUGGCAUUGCCAGCAACAACAUGCAACCACAACCUGUAAAUCAAAAAUCAUGUUGUAAAACUAUAGUACAACCUGCUCUUGAUAUAAAUCUUAAGCCGUUGCUUCAACCAUCAACUUCUGAGAAAUUUUCUCAUUCAUGGCUUAAAAUAUCUAUCGGAUCAAUGAUUUACCAGAAAGAUAGAGAUGAUGGUGGGGCAUGACACUGACUCUUUGCAAGAAAAUCCGGUACCAUUUCAGGUAAGGGUUAUUCAUUAUUGAAGUUAGCAAAAUCUUCUAUGAAUCACCACCUAGCUUGGUAAAAUAAUCUAUUGACACCAGUGACAUGAGAUUAAAACUUUUCCUUGGCAUGUAUGUUUGUGAUUUAUUUUUAUUAAUCAAAACCAUGAAUUUAG
Molecule: messenger RNA, 1413 nt
Organism: Rubroshorea leprosula
Lineage: Eukaryota; Viridiplantae; Streptophyta; Magnoliopsida; Malvales; Dipterocarpaceae
Source: the annotation of a GenBank genome assembly